Messenger RNA from Penicillium brevicompactum, 1440 nucleotides. Its product is annotated as putative hydrolase, alpha/beta fold family. The coding region runs from base 1 to 1440 and encodes 479 amino acids. Gene Ontology annotation, biological process: medium-chain fatty acid biosynthetic process; medium-chain fatty acid catabolic process. The transcript has 6 exons. Lineage: Eukaryota; Fungi; Ascomycota; Eurotiomycetes; Eurotiales; Aspergillaceae. The record is from RefSeq and is a predicted model, not a curated record. Gene Ontology annotation, molecular function: acetylesterase activity; monoacylglycerol lipase activity.
AUGCUCGACCUCACCGCAACACUCAACUCAAUUCCCCUAUCAGUCCUCUUAUCGGGGCUGAUUGCCAUGGGUGUGCUAUCAUGGCUUCGUCCGAAGGGUCGUAUAGCAUUCCAUCAUGCUAAAGACAAUAGCUUGAUGUUAACCAAGAAAUCCGGCAAGGAGCAGAGCUUCGUGGAUGUGUGUCGCUCUGCGACCCCAGAAACAUGCAACCUCAAUCCAUUCUUGUACAACGGUCACCUCCAGACAGCAUGGACUACACUCAAGCACGAUAAUGUUCCCGUGUACUACAAACGCCGCAUGUUCGAGUCCGAGAGCCCGGGUUUCGCGGGUCACUAUGCUAUGGACUUUGUGGUCGAGCCAUACGAGAUGCCUACCGACCCCGAAUUGCUCGACCAGGCAAGAAAGCAUACCCAGGAUUCUGGAUUGCCACCCCGGACAUCCUUCUACUCUGGCGAGGAGCUUGCUGCUCUGCCUUCUGACGAUACCAAGCCCAUGCUGGUGGUCUUGCACGGGUUGAGCGGCGGCUCCCACGAAGUGUACCUGCGUCAUAUCCUGGCUCCGUUGGUGGCAGAUGGUACCUGGGAAGCAUGUGUGGUCAACUCAAGAGGCUGUGCGCAGACGAAGAUCAGUACCGGUGUUUUGUAUAAUGCCCGGGCUACCUGGGAUGUUCGUGAGGCUGUCAAGUGGCUUCGAAAGACAUUCCCCAACCGUCCUCUGUUUGGUAUUGGGUUCUCGCUUGGUGCUAACAUUCUGACCAACUAUCUGGGAGAAGAGGGCGAUAACUGCCAACUGAAGGGUGCUGUGAUUUGCGCAAGCCCGUGGAACCUGACGGUUAGCAAUGUGAAGUUGCAAGACACUUGGAUUGGAAAGAAUGUUUACAGCAAAGCUAUGGGUACCAGCAUGAAGAAACUCUUUGAACAGCACGUGGACCAAGUCUCUAAGAACCCUCGUAUUGAUGUCGAUGCCAUCCGAAGUAUCAAUUACCUCCACGAAUUUGAUCGAGCCCUGCAAUGCCCGACUUGGGGUUAUCCUACCGAGGGAGCUUACUAUCGGGACGCCACUUCCACCGACUCCAUGCUUGCCAUCAGAAUUCCAUUCCUUAGUAUCCAAGCGGAGGACGAUCCUAUUGCUUGCCGAGAGGCUCUCCCCUAUCAUGAAAUGACACAAACACCUUAUGGAGUUAUGUUGACCACCUCGUGGGGUGGUCACCUGGGUUGGUUCGAAUAUGGAGGAGCGAGAUGGUUCGUGAAGCCGGUAACAAGCUUCUUGAACAAAAUGGCAAGAGAAAUCGACACCACCAUCCCGGGUGUUGUCGAACACCCUGAAAGACUCCCUGGAAACAUUGCCCACCACGACGAUCCCAGCAAGGACCCCGACCUGGCACCCAAGCCUCAAUUCCACCCCAUGCAGCGCAAGCUUGCCCUGCCACUGGGUAUUUAG